AUGGUUUCUGGGGUUCUUGCGGUGCUUGGGCGGCUGUGGAUUGUAUUCCUUGCGUGCCUGCGUGGAGCGGAGAUUACAACAACGCAGCCCACUAUCUUACCUCUGGCCACCAAAAGCCCUGCGGGACCCAGGUUGCAAAAUAGGCAGAAGAGACCCAAUGAACGUGCUGUUGAUACUGAUCCGCUAGCUGCUUGGCAGGAAUCGAAGCAGCAGUUUCUGCGACAUCCAAGUCUUCGACGGUCGACGAACCGGCAGCCGAUGCCAAAGCCAGAUAAGGGAAAGAAAAGAGAGAGAUACAGUCGGUUUGUUCCUCCCACGUUUAUGAUCCAGGACUGGACCUAUACGCAAAAGCCUCCUCGUCGCCCUCCGCGACCUCCGUCUGGUCCUGUCCCUGCUGUUAUCGUAACACCAUGCACGCCGACUAUGAGCCUGCAUCAUGACUUCUCCGACACACCUACGCCGGCUCCCCGUGUAUCACCGCUCGUGUACUCAACGGGCAAUGAAGAUAUUCCUAUGAAGGCGGUAGCACGGGAGAAACCUACUAAGCCGUCGAAAAUCGCGGAGAGCGCAGAGCUAAAUAUUGACUUGGAGGAGGACAGUUUAUUCAACUCUCCUCGGAACUCGGCGCCUAUUCGCGGCCCCCGACGGUCUCUUAACAUUCCUGAUUCUGUAAAGACCAUUGGAUUUGGGCCUUCCCAUGUGCUCUCAGUUGCCUCUGAUACCGUGUGCGACGAACCUUCAUGGACCAGUGAUAUCUCUGUCACGGAACGUUUGGUGGCCAGAGUUGCGUCAUAUAUUACGAGCACCCCUGCAAAGCGGCGUCUGGACACUCUGAUAGAGGAAAGUGAACACAGUGGCUCGCCUCAAAUAAAUAUCAUUAGCUCUCCCUACAAUCCGGUUCUCACAGAUGCAGAGAAAGACACACUCCCUUACCCAGAUGUGUUCGACAUAGACAUGUAUUAUGGUGCAGAGAGCCACCGCAUCAGUAUUCCGCGUCGGGUGCAGAACCCGUCAUCCAAGAACCGCCGUUCCUUGCAGGUCAGAAAUCGAGGGUCAACGUCCUCUAACUCCUCCCCCGAUGUUAGCAUCGUCGAGCAAUCACCGCGAUCUGUAAAGCGUUUUGGAUACAUCCCCGAUUCGCAAACCGGGAACAAAUCAAUAUCGCCAAUACACGAGGUAAAGCGGUAUAGAGAUCAUUAUAGACCGCCCGCAUACACCUUCCCUCCUAGUCAGGUGUCGCCGAAUUCGAGCGGGGAGUCGUCGGCACACAUGGGAAAGCCACUUCCACUACCUCCCAAACCGUCGAAAACGUCUCGUGUGCUCACCCCAUCACCGCUGGGCAAUAUCACCAACGCUUCUUCCCCUACAACGACAAAACCCGGGUCGUUCAGCUCACAUUCCACCGCGGGGAGAUUUCCAUACAACGAACCUUCGCCGUCGCCUAUAAAGGAGCCCACACAUAUGUAUCCUCCACCGCCAAUAGUGGUCAUCUCUCACCACCGAUUCAGCUCCUAUUCAUUGACGCCGGAUGAAUCACGCCUGACCGGGUCUGAGGGUUCUCAGGAGCUGCGAGAUCGACUGCGUGAAGCCUGUGACAACUUCGCCAAGUCUGUGUGGACGGAAGACUCAUAUUCGAUGGAGGCUGUUGCUUUGAACUGA
This is a messenger RNA of Psilocybe cubensis, 1659 nucleotides long. RefSeq lists its product as uncharacterized. The record is from RefSeq and is a predicted model, not a curated record. Lineage: Eukaryota; Fungi; Basidiomycota; Agaricomycetes; Agaricales; Agrocybaceae. The transcript is spliced from 2 exons. Bases 1 to 1659 code for a protein of 552 amino acids.